This is a messenger RNA of Peronospora matthiolae, 372 nucleotides long. The record is from the annotation of a GenBank genome assembly. Lineage: Eukaryota; Oomycota; Peronosporomycetes; Peronosporales; Peronosporaceae.
AUGAUCAUGUGGAUUCAUAUCGAUAUCCAGAACCUAUACAACCUCGUUGAAGCGAGUAUCCGUCUUGUACUAAGUGUGCUGUCGGAUAUUGCUUCCAAAGCAUGCGGCAUCUACGAGAAGAAUAUUAGUCCCACUGAUUGGGACUUCAACCAGCUCACCAAGCUGCACUCAAGUGAUGAAAAUCACUGCACCAUUGAGUAUAGCCACGCACUGCGCCCUCUGAAGGAAUCACGCAGGCACAUCAAGUGCCAUGCUACCCAAGCAGGUACUGCAGAUGCUCAUCCCGCGAACAUGUUCAGGUUGAAGCUUAUUUGCAUUGGGAUGAAUACCAAGGAGUUUACACAGCUCGUUGCUACUCGUGAUCCUGAAUAA